This is a messenger RNA of Episyrphus balteatus (marmalade hoverfly), 2787 nucleotides long. RefSeq lists its product as uncharacterized. NCBI's taxonomy places the organism in Eukaryota, Metazoa, Arthropoda, Insecta, Diptera, Syrphidae. The transcript is spliced from 5 exons. The coding region runs from base 729 to 2579 and encodes 616 amino acids. The record is from RefSeq and is a predicted model, not a curated record.
AAAAUCUUAUAAACAAAAUCGAUAAAUAUCUCAAGUGUUAAAUUACAACAGCAACCAAAAAAAAAAAAAGAAAAACUAAAUAGCACAUCGAUAAAUUUCGGGCGCGUAUCCUAAGUGCGCGCGUUUUCUUAAUAUACUGUGAAAGUUUUCUUUACAGUUUGUAGGAAAAUAUUAUCCUUCCAUAUGUCAUCAUCAACAUCAUCAUCACCAGCACACGAAUCGAUGGCGAAAAUCAACAUGAGUCGAACUUAAUUUGAAAUCUUCCUUCAGCAUUCUAUUCAUUGACUUGGACAAAGUCUAUUGGGAAAAUCAAAUAGAAAUCCAGUAUUCAGCAUAAAAGUGCUGCCUCAAAGAAAGAAAGAAAAUCAAUUUCCAUUUCCCAGCAGUGUUGCGGAAACUUGUCACCACCACACCAUACUGGUCAUCAGGCCCCGGCCUGUUGUUGGAUAUAAGAACGACAUCUCGAGGGAGAAAGGGGUACAAAAAUCAAUAGAGAAUGAAUAGAAUGAAUGUGUAAAAGGGGAGUGUCACGGUGCACACAUCAAAGAUAUUGCUGGAGCAAAGCAGAGUGGCCAAGCCCAAAGGACUUUGUCCGAAUUUCUGCAUUUCGGACUUACAAGGCCAAUUUUGUGUGCUCUGUGCUAAAGGAAUCAGGACGAAGUUGAAGGAAACGAACAAACAAAAAAAUCAAUUCUCGUUAAUAUAUUAUAGGGCUCUGCCUUGACUGCAUGGAUUACUGCAGUGCUCGCAAGUACUCAGAAUACGCUGGGUCAACUCAUUCCAUGACGAGUCGUGUUGGCGUGGACGCAGUCCUUUCAGGUGGUCCUCCUAAUCGGAUGGCGCCCAACGUAACUGUGGUAGGUGGACAUAGACACCAGCAAGUGCUGCGUUAUCAUCAAGAACAUCAGCAUAGGUUGGCAGCACUGCAUUCAUCUGAAGGGCUUUAUCAGCAGCAGCAGCAGCAGCAUGGCUUUGAUAGGUAUCUUCCAUCAGUAAGCUAUCCUGGCGACUACCAUCAUCAACCCCCUUUUGGAGCUGCCGGACUUGGCUAUGGUUCUUUGGGAAGAAGACAUGUUACAUCCGCAUAUCUGAAUCCUCACACACCCCUGCCACAUCAUCUCUACCAUCCACCACAUUACGAUAGCACGUACAAUGGCCGAAUGAUUGGAGGAGGUGGAGGGACAGCAGGUCCCUCAUCAGUCCUGCCAUACCAUCCAUAUCGAGAAGGAUACGACCAUCAGCAAAGUACACCAUCGAGUAUUCUUCACUAUGCUGCUGCUGCAAGGAACAGUGCAUUUCAGUAUGGAAAUACUGCUCCUUCAGCAGCAUCGCAACAGCAACGGGACUAUCUGCAGCACUAUUAUCCAUACCAUCCAACAACUACCUUUAUGUCAGAGCAACGUUAUGGCCAGCAUAAUCCUCAUUCAAUUAAUGGGUUGCAAGCAGUCCAAGGCCCUAAGGAUGAUGGACGAACGACGACGAAUAAAAAAAACGCCCAACAUAUCACAGAAUCGGAAACUUCUUAUGCACAACAACAGCAACAACAACAACAAAACUUGCCAUCAUUAUCGUCGAUGGGCAUUACAAUGAUUGCUUCCCCAUUGACUAGUGGUAGCACGACUACAGAUAGUGGAAUAAGUGGAAGUUCGCGUUGCGGAAGCACACCAAUUAGUAUGGUUACAACGAGUGCGGGACUUUCUGGCAGCGAGUAUUCGUUGAAUAAUGCUUCAAUUAAUGCUGGAAUUGAAGAAAAUUGCAGCCCAUCCAAGGAAUAUAAUAAAAAUGAUCAAGAGAGUAUAUGCGAGGGAAAUGAAGAAGUCGACAAUGCAGUUUCAAGUACAAAAGAUCAACAAUUUAGCCCUAAUCCACCAAGCAGCAUCAAAUCAUCAUCAUCUCCCCAUUGUGAAAGUGAAAGGACAUUUAGUGAGAAACAAUGUGCUUCCAAUCGAAGGAUUGAUUGUCCAACUCCAUUGCAUGCUACACCUGAACGCUGUGGUACUCCAUUUAUCUCCAGCAAUCAGCAUUCGCCAUCCAACUUCCAAUCACCACAUCGAUAUCAAUAUGCGCAAAAGAAAUGGUCACCAAAUCUAUGUGAUACAAAUGAAGCACCAUCAAAUAGUCCUCAUCAGCCAUUAAGCCCGAAAGCUUUCAGUCCAAAUCCAAACAUUAAACGGAUCUACUCACCUGAAUGCACACCAUCUAGUACAUUAUUUGAAGAGAAAAAUAAAAAUCGUGUAGUGGAGUGUGAUCUUAUACCAAGUAAAAAGUCUAAACGAAAAACUCUUGAAGCUGAAGAUGUACGUGAAGAAAUUCGGAAUAUCAAACCCCUCCCCGGAUUUCAACAGGCUUUCGGAUCGACAGAAAUUGGACGAUUUUUUGAGACAUUUCGUAAUAUCCCAUCAAGCCCUUAUGCUUAUGAAUCUGAGGUCGAUAAUCAAAGUCCACAACCCUGGGAAAUAGAAAAUUCAGCAGAUGGAUCACAAUAUGAUGUACAAAUAAGUGCAUCUUUGCAAACGAUGUACAAAAGUCCGUUAGCAGAUAAAAAAUAUUUAAAUGGUAUUCGAUGUAAUGGGUAUUAAACAAAAAUAUAAAAAUUUAAUAUUUAAAAAGAAAACUCAGCAUCGAAAUGAUAGUCCAAGUUAAAUCAAACUUUGUAAUGUGAGCAGUGAUGCCAAAUAAUUUUUAAAAAACAAGUUUUGUAUUGUAGCUCUUUUUUUUUUUUCUUUUUGUACUAAAACCAAAAGUUAUUGUUAAAUAAUACAAAUAAAAUAUAAAAACAAAAAAUUC